AUGAAUGUAUCAAACAGCGAUUGUUUGAAUAUACUUGAUUUACCUAAUGAAAUUUUAUUUUUUAUUUUUGAAAAACUAAAUAUGGUUGAUGUUUUAUAUUCAUUCGUCGGUAUUACUCAACGAUUUAGUCAAUUAGUGUUGGAUCCAUUUUAUAUUCGUAAACUUAAUUUAACUUCAAUGAAAAUGAAAUCCUGUUUCGACCAGAUCUAUCCAAUAAAUAAUAAAAUUCUUGAUAAAAUUUGUACAAAUAUUUUACCUCAAAUUUGUGAUCAAAUAAAUGAAUUAAUUCUUGAACAAUAUUCAAUGGAACGUAUUCUUCAUACUAUUAAUUAUCCUCAACUUUAUUCAUUAAAAUUUAUGAAUUUUCCAGAAUAA
Molecule: messenger RNA, 375 nt
Organism: Rotaria sp. Silwood2
Lineage: Eukaryota; Metazoa; Rotifera; Eurotatoria; Philodinida; Philodinidae
Source: the annotation of a GenBank genome assembly